AUGCUAAUACCAUCACAAACCCCACUUUGCGAUGAGCUUGACGAAACAAACCUGAAGACAGUAUUGGUAUGUGGUGCAUCGGGUUCUGGAAAAUCCAGGUUUAUCAAUACCGCCACGGGUAGCAACCUGGUUAUCGGGCACGGCAUUGACUCGGAGACCGAUCAAGUCAUCGACAAGGGCAUCCCUCUUUUAAAAUACGGCGAUAAUUACGUUCAGCUUGUCGACACACCCGGCUUUCAGGACACGCGCGAUGGGGAUGAAGUACCCGUAUUCAAGAAUAUCACAGAAUGGCUUGCUGCUCGAUAUGCUGGAAACUUAAGAAUCGUCGGAUUUAUAUAUUUAAGAUCCAUUCAAGAAUCAAAAGUCUUACGCGCAGAAACACGACUGAUUCAGAUGUUUAAGGACUUGUGUGGGGAGGACUGCCUCGAUCGCGUCUUGCUGGUUACAAACAGGUGGCAACAAGACUCGGACGAAGAGGAAGAGCGACGGGAACGAGAGAUAGUUACCGAUAUCAGGCGGUUUGGCUCUACUGGGACAAAGCACAUCCAGGUUCGAAGGCUUCGGAACAAGUAUGGGACCCAGGACGCGCAGCAAAUUGUAGGACUCUUUGCGACACGCGACCCAGUUACCCUCCAAGUUCAACGUGAAAUCGUGGACAAUGGGGUGGCGUUCAAUGAAACUACUGCUGGAGCACACAUCGAGGCGGAUUUGCGGGUUAGGAUCGAACAGAUGGUUGGUAAUAAUGUGAAUCCGCAACCCAAUCUAAGUUAUGCCCGACAACAAUACGAGUCACUUAAAAGCAAACCAUCUGCUUUUCGUGUCAUGGCAGGAAUAAUACUAACCGGCAUUGCGUUUUUUGCCGUAGGAGUCAUUGACGGUCUUAUAUUUUAA
Messenger RNA from Rhizoctonia solani, 891 nucleotides. Its product is annotated as 50S ribosome-binding GTPase. The coding region runs from base 1 to 891 and encodes 296 amino acids. The record is from RefSeq and is a predicted model, not a curated record. Lineage: Eukaryota; Fungi; Basidiomycota; Agaricomycetes; Cantharellales; Ceratobasidiaceae. The transcript is spliced from 5 exons. Gene Ontology annotation, molecular function: GTP binding.